Molecule: messenger RNA, 369 nt
Organism: Histoplasma mississippiense
Lineage: Eukaryota; Fungi; Ascomycota; Eurotiomycetes; Onygenales; Ajellomycetaceae
Exons: 5
Coding region: 1-369 (122 amino acids)
Source: RefSeq, a predicted model, not a curated record
AUGAUGGGUGGCUGUCAGUUGAAGGUUCUUUGUGAGGGGAAUGAAUCCUCCGCUGAAGAUCGGAGCAGGUUUGAAUCCGCUCUAUCCAAGCCUGAAUCUGCUCCUGUGCAGUUUCCGGACUCCAGCAAGUCCAAUCUUGAUGAUUUAAACACCACUGAAGUCGUUCAUGUUUCAUUUUAUUGGUCAAGCCAGGUUUUCGAGUCUGCCACUGCGGGGGGCAUCUUGAAGGAAUUCAUCACGGAUAGUAAGAUAGAGGAGAUCAGGGUUGAAGCCACGUUCAAGAGCUUUGGCAUAUAUAUGGUUGAUUUGGCGAGCAGAGAGAUUUGUAAUAUUCAUGAUCUCAGUGGUAGUUUUUGCAAUAUAAGGUGA